Molecule: messenger RNA, 950 nt
Organism: Dimorphilus gyrociliatus
Lineage: Eukaryota; Metazoa; Annelida; Polychaeta; Dinophilidae
Source: the annotation of a GenBank genome assembly
CACUUCCGCCAUAUCUGUUAAAAGAAGAGCACCAAAUAUCACUAAACGCAUUUAAUCCAACGAUGGCCGAAAAUCCAGCAGUAAAAAGACCCUUAGAUGCUAGCGGUGAUCACCUAGAUGGUGUUAAGGCUGUACUUUUAGACAUCGAAGGCACAACUACUCCUGUUUCCUUUGUAAAGGAAAAGCUCAUUAGUUACUUCAGGGAAAACGUGAAAACCUACUUGGAGACCCACUUCGAACAAGAGGAGACCCAAAACGUUAUCAAGGAUUUAAGAGAAUUGGCCACAAAGGACACUGAGGAAGAAAAAGAAGGAGUUGUUUCUAUUCCAGAAGAAGACCAAGAGAAAAUUAUAGAAGGCGUUGUAAAUAAUGUUUUCUGGCAAAUAGAAAACGAGAGAAAGACAACUCCUUUGAAGAAAAUUGAAGGUUUUAUUUGGAGAGAAGCUUACAAGACUGGAAAAAUCCAGGGAGAAUUAUACGAGGAUGUUCUCCCAGCCAUCAAGAGCUUUAUUGCCGAAGAAAAGAAAGUCUAUACAUAUUCCUUCGGCACAGUUGAGGCUCAAAAACUUUUGUUCAAGCACUCUACCUCAGGGGAUGUUGCUCAACAUUUCGAGGGACAUUUCGAUACUGAAAUAGGAGAGAAGAAAGAAAAGGAUAGCUAUAUCAAAAUCGCUAAACAAAUUGAGGUGGAACCCGAUCAAGUACUAUUUGUUACCGAUUUAGCUGAUGAGGCCAAAGCCGCAGCUCAAGCUGGAUUUAAAACGGUAGUGAUGAAGCGUGACGAGGCAACAGAAGAAGAGACUGAAAAAAGUUUCGUCACCGCGAAAUCUUUCUCCGAGCUGGUAAACUCUGAAGUUGAUGGAAAUCAACCGAAAAAACAAGCUGUUGAGGAGAAUGGAGACGGACCAAAAGAGGAAGAGAAAGAGGAAAAUAAUGACGCCAAGGAGUAG